UUUAAACUAUUUAGAUUAAAGAGGCAAUUUAUUGCGGACAAGAUUGUUAAAAGUAUUUUUGUUGAUUUUUUGUAACCAGAUAUGCUACUGUGAUUUCAUAUGAACAUUUAAAAUGAAAACAUUUUAAAGAUGAUCUUUGUGUUCAAUUUCUAGGUAACUUGAUUCAGACACAUUGGAUGGAUUAAAGAACACACUUUACCAUCUUCAGGAACCAUGGAUUUGAUAGACACACAAAUAUUUGGCUUAAUUAUUGCUUUUGUCGUCGUUAUUGCCGCAUUGGUCGUGGCAUGGUUGAAGCGAUUCCCACACGAUACUAUGAGACGCUCGACUCAAAAAAGGAAAGCACCUGAAAUACUUGAGAAUCAUGACCAACCGACUGUGCGUAAUAGGCGACGAAGGCCUAGAGCACAGAUACCGCCGCCACACGAGACAACUAUACCAAAGGCAGCCACUGCGAUGAUACCUUCGGUUGGUACACCACCGCCUAGGCCACCUACAUCUAAGCUAGGAACACAUACACCUAUGGCUAUGCCAAAUUUACCCACGGCAAGGGCACCUAUAAUUCAGGCUAAGCCAACUACAUCCACACCAAUUGCACCUACACCUCCGGCUAAGGCAUCUACAUGCACGCGAAGAACACCUACACAUCUGGUUAGGGCACCUACACUACCGCCUAUGACACGCAUACAACAACAAGUGAACAUGGUACAGCAACUGGCAGAGCAACAAGGUAAGAACAACCAAUUUUUAGUGUCAAAGCCAUGGAAGGAGAGUAUGCCUUCAAUAAAUUGUAACAGACGAGGCAGGGCAACUUAUAUGAACGCCGUUGCAGCGUUCGAUCUAAUACUUGCAUCCACGAAGAUGUGCAAGGUUGUCCGGCUUUCACUUCCGGUUUCGGCUGUUUCAGAGAAAUAUCUUCUCGGGAAUUUAAAUGUGGCAACAGUGUUCAAGUAUUUCGCUUGA
Molecule: messenger RNA, 963 nt
Organism: Ruditapes philippinarum (Manila clam)
Lineage: Eukaryota; Metazoa; Mollusca; Bivalvia; Venerida; Veneridae
Product: protein PRRC2A-like
Exons: 4
Coding region: 214-963 (249 amino acids)
Source: RefSeq, a predicted model, not a curated record